CCACGAGGCCCUCCACAGCGUGGUGCCGCCCUUCAGCCCCGGCGGGGGGAGCCCCUUGACCCUACCGUGGGUCGGCGGCGCCGGCAGCGUCCCUACUCGGGGCUGAAAGUUCCCCCUGACCCACGGGCGUCCAAGCUCUUUAGGGCCCGAAGAGGCAGCGGCGCACCGGAAAAUACCGCGGGCUGGGGAGGGCCCGAUCCGCUUCCCACGGCGGCCCGGAUCGGGCGCCUGUAGAUCAGCCGGGGUGGGUGUGGCCGCAGGCUCGAGGGCCGGCGAAUUCAAAUCAGCAGCCGGGGCGGGGCCGGCGCGGAGUCUGGGAAGGCCGUGUAAGCAAAUCAAUGUGCAGGGUGGGGCCAGAGCACGGCCGUGAUGCCACCCGAGGUCCCGGCCAGUGUGGGUGCUGCCGCCUCCAUGGCCGAGGUGUCCCCAGGCCCCAGCGCCGUCCCGGCAGGACUGCCCUCGACACCCACAGCGACGGAAGGGGAGCCAGUGCUGCGGCCCGAGGCACCCCCGGCCUGCCUCUUCCGGGAGGGCCGCUGCCGCCAGCCCCACUCCGGAGCUCCCGUGCCGCCCGUCCGCCCGGCGCAGCCAGAGGUGGGGGCCAAAAAGCCGCCCCUGCGCACGGCCGCAGCCGUCAUCCAGCGCAUCCUCUGGGACCCGCGCCUGGACCCCGCCGACUUCUCGGUGGGCUACGCCGACCGCUUCCUGGGCGUGCGCAAGGAGCCGUUCAGCGCCUUCUGCUGGGACCAGCCGCUGGCGGCGCUGGGCCCGGGCGUGCUGGCCGUGCCGCAGCACCGCGUGCGCUACUUCCGCUGCCGCGGCCGCCUAGUGUGGGACCGCGCCUCGCGAACAGACCUGGUCUUCGGCUCUGGCUCGGCGGCCGGCCGCGGACCCACCAUCCUGGACUUGCUAGACAGCGAGGACGCCGCGGGGAGCUCGGAGCCGGCCGACCCCGAGGACCCCGAGCCUGGAGUAGAGAAGCAGGACGACGACCCCGGAACGCAGCUGCGGGACGAGGGAGCCGACCCCGCGGACUGAUGCUGGGACGAAGCCCCCAAGGGGAGUCUCGAACGAGUGCGGCGGCGCGGAGGCCCGCGGGGAGGUGGAAGCCUAGUGGGGUCCGGGAGCCUAGGCCCAGGCCAGAAGGACCCCACGCACUUAGUGGCCCUCAUGGUGACUGAGCCCAGCCUACAGGCGGAAGUGCCGCCGGCCUGCUCAGAGUUCCUGGCGCUGCUGCGGCUGGGGCCUGGGGAGGUGGCAGCGGCUGCAGCACUGAGACACGCCCUCCAGGACCUUGUACCCUUGAGUCCCCAUGUGCUCUGCGCCCCACCGACCCCCACACUGCAAGGCGUGGCUCUAGAGCUGAGCAGGAGGCCGACCGCGGAGCAGCACCCCCAUCCACCCUGGCCAGGUGCCCUGCGGUUCCCCAGUCUGCCUCCCCAAGCCUGGGUCCUGCCAGUGAGGAGCCGGGGGACCCAGCCGAAGGGAAGGGCCCCUGGGGCGACAGGCCAGAUGCACCAGGCACCGCAGACCGGCGGGGCAGAAAGGACGAGGCGAGCGCGCUCUCUCUCUCUUUAAUUUUGGCUUCUCGCAAGCUUCCAAAUGGUGUCAGAGCUCCAAGGAAAGAAUGAAGGAAGGCGGGAGGGGAGGGAGGGAGGCAGAGGAGGGACGCCUGGAAAGGAAGCCUGACAGUCCAGCGGUUGGCGAACUCAGCACAUCCUCCAGUUACAUGGCAGAAGAGGGAGGAAGGACCGAAAAGAAAGGGGGAGGAAGGAGAAA
Heterocephalus glaber (naked mole-rat) is the source of this 1779-nucleotide messenger RNA. RefSeq names its product leukocyte receptor cluster member 9 (gene Leng9). The record is from RefSeq and is a predicted model, not a curated record. NCBI's taxonomy places the organism in Eukaryota, Metazoa, Chordata, Mammalia, Rodentia, Bathyergidae.